Galleria mellonella (greater wax moth) is the source of this 587-nucleotide messenger RNA. Its product is annotated as lipopolysaccharide-induced tumor necrosis factor-alpha factor homolog. The record is from RefSeq and is a predicted model, not a curated record. Gene Ontology annotation, molecular function: zinc ion binding. The transcript has 3 exons. Lineage: Eukaryota; Metazoa; Arthropoda; Insecta; Lepidoptera; Pyralidae. The coding region runs from base 330 to 548 and encodes 72 amino acids.
GGGGAUAUUUUGUUCUUAUCUUAUUUAUAACAAAAAUGAAUAAAACAGGGCAAUUCAUAAAUAUUGUGGCAGUAAUCAAUGAAGAACUUGAUCGACUAGAAUUAUUGUAAUAGUUAGGAAAUUUUUUAUUAGUGCCGAAAUGAAUCCUGAAACAAACGCAAAAGCAGAAGAAAUGAGUUCACAAGAUGUACCAAUGUCUGCCCCGCCUGCGUAUCCUGGGCCUCCUGUGUGGCCACCGUCACCAGGAAACCCCCAGCCUGUUGCCGCGAUAGUUACAGUGAAUCAACCUGUGGUAGCUCCGCCCAUCGCAGUUCAAGUUCGGCCAACAAAUGGGCAAUAAACCCUCGAGAAUAAUCUGUAGGAUGUGUAAUCAAGAAAUGGUUACCAGAAUUGAAACAAACGCUUCAUUGAAGACUCAUUUGUUUGCUCUUCUUUUAUGUGGUUUAGGAUGUUGGUGUUGCGUUUGUAUUCCAUACUUCAUCGAUUCGUGCAAGAAGACAAACCAUUACUGCACUACAUGCGGCGCUUACAUUGGAUUCUAUAACUGAAGUUAAUUAAUUUAAAAGGAUAAAUGAUAUCAUUACUAA